Molecule: messenger RNA, 8742 nt
Organism: Gigantopelta aegis
Lineage: Eukaryota; Metazoa; Mollusca; Gastropoda; Neomphalida; Peltospiridae
Product: remodeling and spacing factor 1-like
Exons: 17
Coding region: 1-6012 (2003 amino acids)
Biological process (GO): regulation of DNA-templated transcription
Cellular component (GO): RSF complex
Source: RefSeq, a predicted model, not a curated record
AUGGCGAACGUUGGAGAAAGCGUUUGUCACAAUGAUCCUAAUUUUUCUGUAAUUUGCUCAUUUCUUGACAAAUACAGCGAAUUACUGGGUUUACCUCCAAUAUCGUUUCAGGAUCUGCAACGAUACUUAGAAGAUACAAAGGAUGUGUCCAAAGUGCUGAUUGAUCUUCAUGUCUGGUUGUUACGGAGAAUUGGUCGACACAGCGUCACUGCCGAACGUUUGGACAGAAGUCUCAUCAAGUUUUGCCACUGGUUCUCUGAUGUGGAUGCGUGGGAAGUGGAAAGAUUUGGAUACAAGCACUCAAAGCUCAGCACAAAACUGCGCAUUCUGAAGAACUUGUUGGAAAAUCAAUUUGAUAGCAAUGUCAAGUUUAAAGACAAGAUCAAUGAACUGGAGCCGGAAAAGAUGCGAUUCCAUCCCAUUGGCAGAGACAAGAAUGGAAUGGCGUAUUGGUAUCUCUUGGAUCAAGACUACAACGUGUUGGUGUACCGCGACGAACAGGAUGAUGUGGACGAUGAGACCUGGGAGCUUGUCUGCAAAGACCGUGACGAUUUAGCAACGCUGAUAUCGAACUUAUCGCAGAAUAAGGAACUGACAAACAAAUCAGAGGAAAACAGCUCAUCCAACAAAAGCAGUAAAGAGGGAACCCCCGAAGCAGAAGGUCAUCCAGUGACCGUUAAAACCGAGGAGUGCGGUUCUUUCCACGAAGUCAAGUGUGAAUCGGAACUGAAAAUGACGAUAAAGCUGGAACGCCUCAGUGACAGAGAUAUAAAGACUGUAAAAGAACUGAAAGUUGAACCUGAAAAUGAAAACAAUUCUAAAAGUAUAGUAGUGAAACAAGAGCCGGGAGCGAAAGAGGAAUCGACAGUAGAAAAUAAGACCGGAGAAACAAUGGAACAGAAGAAAGAUUCGAACCAGGAUGAUUCUGCUGUCAAAACAGAACCAAGUGAAGACAUCAAAGCAAGCGUUGAGAUCAAAACUGAAAGUGCAAGAGAUGAUUUAAAACCAGAUGAAGGUGUUGAGGAGUGUGAUGUAAAAACCAAGACUGAUGGUGUAGUGAAAGAAGAAAAAGUGGACGGUGAGAACAAAAAGGACAAGGUUGCUCCUGAUAAACGUGAAUCCAAAGAAAGUGAAAGUGAAAGUAGUCCUGCCAAAGAAAAGCUGGUGGCGGACGAUACCAAACUUAAUGACAGUGGUGUGAAAGACCCCGAGUCCGUUACCAGUGAAGGAAAACAAACUGAAACAACCGAAUCUGAUGCUGCCAGUAAGUGCAGCGAUACCUCAAAGACUCAAGAAGUUGAUGGAAAAUCUCCAGAAUCCUGUGACCAAAAUGGUACAAAUUCCAGUACAUGUAUAUCAGAUAGUAUGUCUGUGGAUCAGAAAUCCGAAAAAGAAACCAUCAAAGUGUCGGCGUCAAAUCAAGAUGACGACAGUAGUUGUGUAUCAGUUGACCCUGAUAAAAGUGAUGAACCAAAGAGCGAGGUCGAAGUGUUGAAAGAUGAAGGUGGCCAGGGAGAAUCGCUGGCAGAAGAUGUCGACAAAACCAGCAAUAAAGACUCUGUUGAUAGGACAGGAACUACAGACACCGAGACAAAAGAAAACUGCCGUAAUGCCGAUUGUGGUGAUAGCGAAUCAACACAGAAAAGCCCUGAAGAUGGUGUUCAAGAGAAUGGUGCUAAACAUGGAGAAGCUGUUGUAAGUAACUCUUUAUCAAAGGAAACCAAAACCUCAGAUAAUGAUUCCACUUGUGUGAAGGAAUCUGUGAACAAAAAGGAGUGUGUUUCAGGUGAUAAGCCAAAGAAAAAAUCGCUUUCAAAACCAGAUAGGAAUACUGAACCAAAAGACCGCUCUUGUGGCGAUGCCAGUGAGAAAAAUGAUGUUAAAGAAAGCCGAGGCGGUACUGAAGAGCCAGAUUCGACCAACGUUGAUGCUGUGGAUGGACAGAAUGAAGCAGUAGAUGGACAGAAUGAAGCAAUGGCCAACAGUGUAAACAAAGAAGGAACAUCUGAAAAACAUCAAGCAGACGCCAAUAACCUUUACGAUGAUGGUAAACCAGAAAGCAAAAUGGACGACAAGCAGGAUGUUAUGGAGACAUCUGGAGCGGCUAAUUCUAGGACGAGGCCGGCUAGGAAGAGGUCUGCAAAGACGACAUUGCCAUCAGAGGAACACAUGACAGGUGAGGUCCCUGAAACGAGGACGAGAAGGUCCACACGGCGGAGUUCGUCGCAGAAGGAAAAGAUUGACAUGAACGGAGUUAACGAAAACCAGUCGUCCGGUGCCCUGGUGGAUGAUGCAGCAAAGGACGGUGGGAAAGAGCGGAACAAUGUCAAAAGAAAGGCGGUGGCCAUAGACAUGAAUGGUAAAGACGAUUCAGACGACGAGGAAUCGGAGGAGGAAUCGGUGAAGCCGAAAGACGUUGCCAAGCAACAGAAGGUUAAGAAACCGGGUUCGAAGCGGUCGGCGGCCGAAGUAGAGUACAGAGAACCUGCCGAGAAGAGGGCGAAGAGGGGGAGGGGGGCGAAACGAGUGGGCGCCACGAGGGCGAGGGCGAAGAGGAAGGUGGCCGCGUCGGAGGAAUCAUCUGAUUCGAGCGACAGCGACGACGUGCCCCUCAGUGUGAUCAAGGGCAAGGACAAGCCUGUGAGGGGCGGCAGGGUCUGUAAGAUUCAGAUCAGAAAACCCAUCAAGAAGGACUUCAGCGAUCAAGUUUCAGCAGCCAAGAAGUCGGUCAAGUCCAAGAAAACGAAAUCGUGCGACAGCAACACCAGCGACGAAGGUGAUAAACCCGUACAGAAGAAUCGGAAGCGAGGCCGAGGUUCGGCCACGAAAAGAAAAGCUCCCGCAGAGAAAGAAUGUAACUUAGCCGAUCAGCCGAGACGUAGUCUGAGGGCAUGUGUGGCGAGGAGUAAACUCGUGGUGGAGUGUCUGUCAGAGGAGGAACAGACCUCGUCAUCCGAGGCCAGCUUCAACUCCCCAUCCCCCACCGACUCGGACGACAACGACUUCUUCUGUCCCAAGGGAAGAAACGCACAGAGAGUAGCGGCUCGCAUAGAGAGUAAAGCGUUUCAGCCCGGUCCCGAUGACACACCUUGCUGUAGAUGUCAGCUGUGUGAUCACCCUGAAUGGAUGUUGCUGUGUGACAAGUGUGACGCGGGGUAUCACACGGCGUGUCUCCGGCCACCGCUCAUGAUCAUUCCAGAUGGAGACUGGUUCUGUCCUCCCUGUGAACAUACAUUUCUCAUUGAAAAGCUUCAAGAGCAAUUGGCUAGCCUUGAUGUAUUUCUGAAGAAAAAGGCUCGGCUUGUGAAACGGAAGGAGCGCCUUGCUUUUGUUGGAAUUAGUCUGGAUAACAUUCUCAAAGAGGAUACACGAAAGAGCAACAUAUUGCGGGAAGACUUCGAAGAUGACGAGACCUCGCGGUCGUUUGUGCCGAAGUCGAGACGGGACAGGAGGAAAGAUCGGGAGCGGGAGGUUGACUUUGAACCCCUGCCGGAAGAGGUGUAUGCCAAGAGAUCAUGCAGGAUGAGGAAGACGAUGAAUUACAACUUCACCGAGUACGACGAGCUCAUCAACAGCGCCAUACAGGAGGACAUCCGAGACGUCGACAUGUCACAGCCGCCAGGAAUCGGUCGUGGUAAAGACAUGUUUAACAUAAUGCAGGCUGAGGAAGCAGAAGAAGCAGAAAAACAUGAGGAAGAACUGGAUGGGAAACCCCCACCGGUCCUCAGUCGAGCGAAGAAACAACGCAAAGGUCGACGUCUCACGCAGCUCGACAGUGACGAUAAUGACGAUGACAGCGAAGAGUUCCAGUUAUCAGAGGAGUCUGUAUCGGAGGCAAGCCCUGAGGAGGUGGAGGACGAUGCGAGCGAUGACAGCGAGGACUGGCGGCCGGGGCAGUCGGCCGCACGAUCGUCCACCAGGAGGUCAAAACGGACGUCACGCGGCCAGUCCAGCAGGUGGUCGUGCUACAACAAGGAUUUCGUUGUCGAUGAUGACUAUGAAAGCUCCGACAGCGCUAAAAACCGGAGGUCAACAAGGUCAAAGGCCAAGAGGCAGGUGAAUUACCAGGAGCUCAAUUCGGACGAAUCCGAAGCCGUCGAAUCGUCGGAAUCAGAAGAAUCGGCGAACCUGUCGGACCUGUGCUCAGAGGAUUCGGAUCAGAAAUCGAAGAAGUCCAACCGAAGAGUGAUCAGGUCUGACAGUGAGGAUGAGGAUGAGGCAGAGGCAGAUGGUCCAAAACCAAAGGAAGUUCCCCUUCGCAAGAAACCAAAACCAAACCCAAACCUGGAGAACUCGGACUCGGAGACGAACGAGGAGUCGAGUGCUGAAGAAAAAAACCCACCACAAAGACCGGUUAGGAAGUCGGCGGCUAAAGUGAACUUUAAGAAAUUCGAGGAAUCGUCUUCGGAAGACCUCUCCGAGGGCGAGGCCGAACCGGCGAAAAAGAAGAAGACUGUGUUGAAGAGUGAUUCCGAGAGUGAAAACAAUGAAGAGGACAUGGAUUCUAAGGCAAAGGGUGAAAAGGAAACGAAAGAUAGUGACACUGAGGAGGAUACAGACGAGCUGGAUACCAAAAAAGAACAUGUGAAGGAUUCGGCCGGUGUAGUAGAUGUGAAACAAGAUGAUCUGUUGCAAGAUGAUGGAGACAAGCCAUCAGAAACUGUGAGUGGGAAAACCGAGGAAAACAAACCAGCAAGCGGUGAAGUGGAAAAGGACAGUAAGGUUACUGGUGGGCUUGGUAGUCCUCAAGCUCAUGCACCAUCACAAGACGGUCAACCCCAGGGUUUUCCAGGUGUCCAAGAUGGCCACCAAGUGUACAGACCCAUGGGUGAGUCGUACGGUCUCCAGGGGAAACCGGAUUAUCCUCAUUCGUACGGACCACCUCGUCCAUACAUGCACCCCCAGUACGGACCACCUCAUGGACCUCCUUACCCACAAGGACAGCACGCCAUGCCACAGAGACCACCACAGGCCAUGGGCUCCCCACCCCAUGCUCAUGCAUCCCCCCAGCAACUGCAAGGGCCACAUCCUCACGGGACCCCACCACAUGGCAGCAUGCAACAUCCCUCUAUGGGCCCCCAUGGUCCUCAGCCAGCUCCUUACCCUGGGGGUCAGCAACACAUGGGUCAGGGCUACUACAUGCCGGGAGGGCAGCCGCGGGCUCCUGGUCCUCAGGGUAUGAUGAGUCCCUGUGGAAGUCCACCCCACGGUCCCCAUCCCACCCCUCAACAACAACAAAUGCAACACCCACCACAUGGGACGCCACCGCAGGCGGGAGCAGGUCAGUCCCACAUUUCCCCACCUCACCACUCUAACCCGCAGUCCGGUGUGAGCCCACACGGUCCCAUGCCACACGGACCGCCAUCGCACCCGCAUCAGUACGGGCCUUACCCGAACAUGUACGGCCAGCCGCCUCCGGGACCUUACCCUGGAAGCCCCGGGUGCCCGAGACCUGGCAUGCCGCACCCCACACGACCGCAUAUGUCUCCACCCCUGAGCCAGAUGUCGAUCCCCACAAGUCAGCACAUGCCCCCGUCGCUUCCCCACAGCCAGUCUGGUCCGGCCAGGCAUCCCCAGAUGAACGGUCCAUCGCGGCACGUGAUGCCUCCUCAUCUGAAUGGACCUCCGAGCCACAGCUUCCAGUCCUUGCAGAGGCCCAGUGUUCCUCGUCAAAGUCAGCAGCAGCAGAGUCAACCAGUGAAGCAAGACUCGAGGACCCUGAUUGAUGCACCUUCAGUUCCUCCUCAAGAAAUGCCAAGACAUCCGCCAACAGCACCACCACUAGGAGCUGCAGAGUCGGCUCGGGGGUCUCAGCUUACCCCGAUGACCGACGCUGCAGGUGCCACUUCGUCUUCAGGGAGUCGCGGCUUCAUGAUGGACAAUCUGCUGAAGGACAGCGGGGGGCAGGGCAGGAAGGAGCCCGCCACAGGGGGGGAGGAUGAUGAUCUGGAGGAUGUAUCGGACAUUGUUAACUAUGUCAUGAACGAUGAUUACUUCAAGGACCACACAUAGGUCCUGUGUGUUAGUUCUUAGUUCCGCCGUGCCCCCUCCCCCCAAGGGCUGAAAACUGGAAAUGAUUAUGUUCACUGUGAAUGGUGUCUACUUUAAUGAUUAUGAUAUAGGUCUUUGUAUUGUCAGUUAAUUAAUUCAAGGACUGUGUAUUAAAUGAGGGGUUUUUUUUAUACUCAAGCAUUAUAUAUAUGUCUGUAAUAACUGUUUUUCAGUUAACUGGGUUUUUGUUUGUUUGGUUUUGGGGGGUUUUAAGGGGAGGAGGUGUCUUCAAGAAUCAUACACAAGUCUUUGCAUUAGAUGCUAACUAUUUUAAGGACUAAACAAGGGUCUUUGUAUCAAAUAGUGAUUUUGGGGGGAAUGUUUUUUGUUAAUUCAAGCAUUAUGCAUUUGUCUAUACUAGCUGUUAACUAUUUCAAGGUCCACACAUGGUCUUUAUUUUAAUUGGAUUGUGGACAUUUUCUUUUACUUCAGGAGUCGUACAUAUCUCUAUAAUAGUCUUAAGGGGACAGACCCUAGUUUUUAAACACUAAGGCAUAUUUUUUACCUAGUCUAGUUUCAACCCCUAAAAAUGGACACUAAGUUUGGUUAAUUUAUAAAACUGUAACAAAUUUGGAUACAACAGAGUAAAACGAGUCUGUGACGUUGGAAUACCCUUAAAUAUAGAUUAUAACGCGACUCCAUAACCGUUACUUCUCAGACACGUGUUUAUAAAAAUAUGAAAAAUACAUUUUGUGGUAUUAAAAACACCAGGGCCCGUGCUUAUAAAACUUAAAGUCUAGACUUUAAUAAAGUCCAGACUUUAACGUAAUGCUAUAUGAAUGGCGUUGCCAUGACGUUAAAGGCUGGACUUUAUUAAAGUCUAGACUUCAAGGUUUAUAAGCACAGGGCCUGGAUGGCUAGAAACACCGUUUGUACAGAAAUGGAUAAUCUAAACCAUAAAAUAUAAGUAAUGUUUGAUUUCAGUAAUCAUAAACGGCUCUAAUAGUGAAAUAUAUGUCUUAGUGUUUAAAGACUAGGGUCUGUCCCUUUAACUAUUUCAAGGAUGACCCACGUGGAUCACUUUCUUAACUGUUGUUUGCCACUUUACCUCUCAACAAGGACCCUUAUUUUCUGCUGUACUUUCAAGAGUAUCUCCAACUGUUACUGUGUUUCAUUUGUGAAAUGCUGAACUGAUUGAUAUCUAUACUAAAUUAUUUUAAUACUUUAUUCAUCCAAGAGGAAAAAGCUGAUAUUAGGUCUUCCAAUAAUCAGGGGUUCUAGAAUUGUUUUUAAAUUCACUUGCCAUGGGGCCAGUGGAUUUGAAAAUUCACUGGCCAUGGUGAAAAAUUCACUUGCCCAAUUUUAACUGUUUAUAAAAGUGCAUAAAGUCAUAUUCACUUUCAUUACCCAAUAAUUGUUAAACAAUUAUUGAGUAAUGAAAGUGAAAGUGACUUUUUUGAGAGUACUGAAAAAACAACUCGUUGAUGUAAUUUUUCAGGUUUUUGUCUUAUUUAACCUCUCUUUUUUAUUUUAUUUUAUAUUUUUGUGGUGGUUUUUUUGUUUGCAUAAAUUAAUGUUAAUAAGAAGACUGGAUUUGAUCUGAAAACCAGAAAAAAAUACCUUUAUUUAACUGUGUUGCAGGUUUUCAGCUUUUUAAGAUCUUUCAGUUUUUAGGUGGGUUGUUUUUUUCUUCUAAAUGGGCAUUGAGUGACAGUCCCUUAAAAAACAGUCAUCCAAUAAGCAUGGUUGAGAAUCCCCAAUCUCCUGAAAGAGCCACAAACCGGUUUAUCUACUCCAACAACCUUGCAGAUUUAUUUUUAAAGUGUCCGUGGCUUGUCCAAGGUCCAAGAACUACGCAAGUGUUUACAUUUUGUCAUGGUGGUGAGGUGUGGUGCAACUCAGCCAAAUACUAGCCAAAGUUAGUUUUUCUUCAUUUAAGUUGGUAAACCGUAAUAUUAUUGUAUAGUAUAUAUGAUGCUGGCAAAUAGCUUAGACAUUUAUGUUGGGGUGUUGUUGGGUUUUUUUUAAUGGUUUUUGUUUUUUUUAAUGUUGGGGUGUUUUCUGCACACAAAAAAACCAAAAGGAUCAGGCAUAAAUUUGCAAAUGUCCUAUCUUUUAUACUUAUUUCGUCUUUUCUUUUAUACUUAUUUCCGUGCUUAUAUCUAAUUAAGGUUCAAGCACGCUGUCCUGAGCACACACCUCAGCUAUCUGGGCUGUCUGUCCAGGACAGUGAGUUAAUGAUUAGUUGUUAGUGAGAGAGAAGUCGGUGUAGUGGUCUUACACCAACCCAAUGAGCCGUUAAACGUGCUCUGGGUGGGAGCCAGUACCUGGAUGUGAACCCAGUACCUACCACCUUUAAGUCUGAUGGCUUAAUUAUUAGUUAACUUAUACGGUCUUCUCCUGGAUGUUUAUGAAAAUAGUUCAUUAAAGUGUAGCAGGUCAGCUAGUGUUGAUUAACCAUGUCAGUGACUUUCAAAAUGGCCUGCUCACAUGGUUGGUUAACACUAAGGCCAAAAGAAUUCUGGUCUCUGGUCAGCUUGUGCAGCGAUUUUGACCCUCGCACAUCAAAAAUGCUAUGAUGUAAAACCACAUUUGGAGCCAAAAAGUCAUCGCACAUGAACUAGGACGUGAAUUCUGAUUUCAAUUUAAAUAUGACCCUUAUUUCGGUAUCAAAUAUAGCCACCUUUUCUGUGCAAUCCAAGCUUUUAAAAAAAAAGACGAAAGAAAACAAAAGCUGCAUCGCUGCAUCAA